UUCGUUCAUUUGAUUGGUUGAAAAGAAUUGCUCCCUGUUAGCUCAUUGGACAUCGACACCCUGACGUAUAAGGAAGCGCACCGGAGAGAAACGUGAUACCGGAGACAAACCUUUAGUAUCCACUUGCACAAUGGCAGCUUCAAGGGCAAUGGGAUCUUUGCGUCUGCCUCCGCUGCCCUCGGUGGGUGAGCUGAUAAAACUGUACAACCUGCGAGCGGAGAAGCAGCUUUCCCAGAACUUUCUGCUGGACUUGAAGCUCACGGACAAGAUAGUUCGCCAGGCCGGCAGUUUAAGGGGUGCCCACGUCUGUGAGGUGGGUCCUGGUCCUGGUGGGCUCACCCGCUCCAUUCUCAAUGCGGAAGCGGCAGAUGUGCUCGUCGUGGAGAAGGAUUCACGCUUCAUCCCUGGACUGAAGCUGCUGUCUGAGGCGGCACCAGGCCGCCUAAGGAUUGUUCACGGAGACAUACUCAACUACAGGAUGGAUCGAGGAUUCCCUGCAGGUAUCUCGAAGCCUUGGGAGGAAGAGCCUCCGAACCUUCACAUCAUCGGGAACCUGCCGUUCAGUGUCUCAACGCCGCUCAUCAUCAAGUGGCUGGAAAACAUGGCGGACAGGACGGGUCCGUUCAGCUUUGGACGCACCCGACUCACCCUCACAUUCCAGAAAGAGGUGGCAGAGAGAUUGACAGCCAGCACCGGCAGCAAACAGAGAAGUCGUCUGUCCAUCAUGGCUCAGUAUCUCUGCACCGUCCACAAGUGCUUCGUCAUUCCUGGCCGAGCGUUUGUUCCUAAGCCAGAGGUGGACGUGGGAGUAGUUCACUUCACCCCUCUGGUCCAGCCGCAGAUUCAGCAGCCCUUCAAGCUGGUGGAGAAAGUCGUCAGGAACGUUUUCCAGUUCCGUCGGAAGCACUGCCACAAAGGAGUACAGAAGCUGUUUCCCGAGGCGUGCCGCUUGGAGCUGACGCAGGAGAUGAUGCGUAAGGCAGACGUGGACCCCGUCCUGCGCCCCACUGAGCUCACCAUACCCCAUAUACGGGCCUUAACGGAGGCCUACGCUCACCUCUGCACCAGUGACCCCAGCCUCUUUAGCUAUGACUUCAGAGAAGAGCUCAGGCUGAAGCACCUGGGGAGGAAUCGACACACUCCAGCGGACGCGUUUAAGGAGAUCGCAAGUGCUCCACCACCUUGCUGAAAACAAGCGUGGAAACCAAAAAGGAGCCCCCUAAUAGCCUCCGUUAGCACAGAGAGACAGCGCAUUGCUCUUAGCCUUGACAUUUCCACCUGGCAUAGACAUGCAUUUUUAAACAAUUCUCUCUGCAACUCAGGGAGAAAUAACACACGACUGGUGCACGAGCGCUGCUUUCCUCCCAUGCGUUUCUGGAAAGAGAAAGAAAGCAGCUGGUUACCCCACAGUAGCUCCUGGCGAGUAUCUCUUUAUGUCCCAUUUCUUUCUUCAUUUCUAUCCAACACCUUUUCCUGUGGGAGCUGAAAGAAAUGUCAGUGCUUUCAGGGUGAUUUAGAGAACGGGAACAUGGCAGCUCCACAUCCAGGACAGUUUUUUUUUUUUUUCCUUUUCCUUUUUACCUCUAAGUGUGUAUUGCUCCGUCACUUGGGAGACUGAGCUUAAAGGCCUGCAGAAAUCGCUGUGAAUUUGUCAGCUCAAAUAAGGAGAACGGACAAAAUAAGGAUCAGAAGCAAUGUUAAAAUGUGUUUUUGUUUAGAUUAUUUUAUUGCAUUUUUUUUUUGUCAGUUAAUAUUUUAUCAAAGAUUACGUAAGCUGCUGUUUGUGUCCCGAUUGUAAACGAGCCAACUACAUGUAAUGUUACCCACGAGUUUUGUGUAAUCAGGCAUACUUUGUAAGCAAAUUCUAAACGGUGAAUAAACAUGAACCUGCGGUUAUUAUUCAGAGA
Molecule: messenger RNA, 1907 nt
Organism: Fundulus heteroclitus (mummichog)
Lineage: Eukaryota; Metazoa; Chordata; Actinopteri; Cyprinodontiformes; Fundulidae
Gene: tfb1m
Product: transcription factor B1, mitochondrial
Exons: 8
Coding region: 131-1189 (352 amino acids)
Biological process (GO): rRNA methylation; transcription initiation at mitochondrial promoter
Cellular component (GO): mitochondrial matrix
Molecular function (GO): mitochondrial transcription factor activity; rRNA (adenine-N6,N6-)-dimethyltransferase activity
Source: RefSeq, a predicted model, not a curated record